GAUAGACUAAAACCCAAUUUGUAUUCCGGGUCUCCAUAUAAGGACCCAGCAAGAGGCGAAGUUCCAUUCUUCCGUUUGUCGUGUUUGAGAAGAUAGGACUGAAUUAUGGUUCGCGUCGCAGCUGCUCUUAUUUUGGCCGCCGUGGCCGCCUGUGUCUCAGCCAACGGAAUGGGACAAGGUCAGCCGCCUAAGUUCCAAUGCGCUGAAGAUGGCUUCUUUCCCGACUACUUCCGCAACUGCAUGGUCUUCUACAGCUGCGAAAGCGGCGUCAAAACCACUUUCGCCUGUGAUCCUGACAAGCGCUUUGACAGCACCCUGAAUGCUUGCCUGCCCACCGCCGAAGUGUCCUGCCCAUACCCCUCGGCUUAGAAAAAAAAAAAAAAAUCCACACUAGGAUUUUUCUGUCAUCAGGUGAUACUGAUAUGAAAACAUAAAAGAUAUGUAUUCCUG
Penaeus chinensis is the source of this 450-nucleotide messenger RNA. RefSeq lists its product as uncharacterized. Bases 106 to 369 code for a protein of 87 amino acids. Gene Ontology annotation, cellular component: extracellular region. NCBI's taxonomy places the organism in Eukaryota, Metazoa, Arthropoda, Malacostraca, Decapoda, Penaeidae. The record is from RefSeq and is a predicted model, not a curated record. The transcript has 3 exons. Gene Ontology annotation, molecular function: chitin binding.